AUGUUUGGAGCCAUGGGCUAUCUCAUUGAGGUCUUGACCGGGUCAUGGCUGGGUGAUUUCUUCCGAGAGUACCUCUGGGAACCCAUGGGCAUGAACGAGACGUACUUUUCAUUGAAGGAAGCGGAACGCAGCGGUUUGGUUCUCGCCAAGGAGUAUUAUUGCAAUCCGGUUGACGGAAGCUAUGUGGAACUACCGCACGAACCUUUUUCUGCCGAAGAGGGUGCAGGUUCCAUCGUGUCAAACGUUCUCGACUACGCCAAGUACCUGCGCGUCAUGAUGACUGAGUCCGCACCGAUAUCCAAGGCGGGACAUCGAGAGGUGAAGAAGCCACGCACUUUCGUCGCUCCUGCGAUGGCACCGUAUACUGGGCCCGUGAGCUACGCCUUGGGAUGGCUUACUGCCAUCUUAGGGGGCGAGCAGGUGUACUUCCACAGUGGUCAAGUUGCCAUGUUUAUCUCAAUGAUGAUGAUAGUCCCUUCGCAGCAGAUAGGUGUGGUGGUCUUCACCAAUACAGAGAGCAAAGCUCCGCAUGUGAUUGCGACUCAUAUUCUCUCGGAACACUUGGGGAUUCCCGAGAAUCAGAGACCGGAUAUGAACAAACAAUACAUGGACGAGAAGAAAGUCGAGCUGGAAUACCUCCAAACUUGCGCAAAGAACCUCUUCCCGUCGCUUCCAACGCCGCCUUUGUUGCCAACGGUACCCAUCCCGGAUCAUAUCGGCGAAUACCACGACGCUGGAUACGGCACGAUUAACGUGGAUCUGGAUUGCUCGGGUUCCGUUGAUAACUGUCAGCUUCGCGUUCUCGGAAUGGGAGGAGCGGGUUUUGCGUACUUUGAGCCGACGAUAUACCUUGAACCAAUGUCCGGAAAUCAUUGGCUUGGCCGAGGCUACAUGGGAGGAAAGAAGAUGGAGGCAAUUGGGACUCCGAUGGUUUGCCUGCCCGUCGAGUUCAAAGUCGAUAUUCUUGGUAAGGUCUCGCAGAUUGGUGUCGGGUUGAGACUGGAGGGAGGCGGUGAACCGCUUGUCUGGUUCGAUCGAGUCAUAGAACCGUUGGAGAAAUGA
Messenger RNA from Colletotrichum phormii, 1062 nucleotides. RefSeq names its product penicillin-binding protein. Lineage: Eukaryota; Fungi; Ascomycota; Sordariomycetes; Glomerellales; Glomerellaceae. The transcript is spliced from 2 exons. Bases 1 to 1062 code for a protein of 353 amino acids. The record is from RefSeq and is a predicted model, not a curated record.